Messenger RNA from Tribolium madens (black flour beetle), 1921 nucleotides. Its product is annotated as WW domain-binding protein 11. Lineage: Eukaryota; Metazoa; Arthropoda; Insecta; Coleoptera; Tenebrionidae. Gene Ontology annotation, biological process: mRNA cis splicing, via spliceosome. The record is from RefSeq and is a predicted model, not a curated record. The transcript has 5 exons. Bases 95 to 1423 code for a protein of 442 amino acids. Gene Ontology annotation, cellular component: spliceosomal complex.
UUCGAGUGUAAAGUGAUUCGGCCGUGUGCACAUGUGUGGUUUACAAUGAGUUUUUGAGGUGAAUUUUGUGGAAAUAGACUAGAGUGAUAUAAAAAUGGGGCGCAGGUCGAUUAAUACCACUAAAAGUGGUAAAUACAUGAACCCCACGGACCAAGCCAGAAAAGAAGCCCGGAAGCAAGAAUUAAAAAAGAACAAGAAGCAAAGACAGAUGGUGCGUGCUGCUGUCUUGAAAGGAAAAGACCCCCAACAGAUUUUAGAAGAAAUGGAGAAAAUUGACCAAAUGGAGUAUAAUGUUUAUCAGCCGUCGCCCUUAAACGAGAAAGUCCUGAAAGAUAAGCGAAAAAAGCUCAGGGAUACGUUAGAUCGCGUCCUUAGUAUGUAUUAUAAAGACGAUCCGGACAAGUGGGCCGAUUUGAAACGAAGACAAGCCGACUAUGAGCAUAAAAGAAACCAGUUGGUUGCAUUUUACGAGUCUGUUAAAAGUGCACAACAAGUCCAAGUUGACGAAAUUCCUCUCCCACAACUCCCCCAACAAGCUACCAACGCCCCAGCGCAAAUCCCCCUACCUUCGGAGCGGAAACAAGAACACACGAUUUAUUCCAUAGCCACUGCGUUAAAACUCCAAGCCUUGGGUCAACCUGUGCGUGAGCCCCCUGGCUGUCCUCCCGGCCCCCCACCUGACAUAACCGACGACGGCGAAGUCGACGACUUUGAGGAGGAAAAAGAGGAAACGACCGAAGACUCCACCGACAUUGACCCCGCCUCCAAGCCCACCUCCCUCCAACAGAAAAUGGUGGCUUUAUCCGGGCAAAAUGUCGACGAUUUUAUGAAAGAAAUGGAAGUCGUCCAGAAAAAACUCGAGACUAAAGAGGACGAAACUAGGAAAAGCCAUCUUGAACCGCUCAUACCUCCCGGUACGGACCUCCCCCAACCCCCCGCCCCGCUUCUCUUCCCCAAUCCGGGACUGCGAUUACCGCCAGGUCCGCCCCCUGGGCGGCCUUUACUCCCACCAGCGCCCCCACCGGGAUUACCACCGCCGCCUAGAAUGCCACUUAGAAUACCACCGGCGCCGCCUAGGAUGAUUCGCUUGCAUGGGCCGCCGCCUACGCUCCCUGGGGGGCCAUUAGGGACACCGAAUGUGUUGUCAGCAGCCCCGCAACUUAUCAAUCGGGUUGAGGGGGCCAAACAGGGGGCGACGAUCACGGCAAAGCCGCAAAUUCGGAAUUUGAGUGCGGAUGUUACGAGGUUUGUGCCCUCGGCGUUGAGGGUCAAGAGGGAGGAUAAGAAACAUAAACCGAAUACGAGGACGUUGCACGAGUUGAAGCAGAAAGAGUAUCAUUUGCAUCAAAAUGCGCAUCCGGAGCAACAUACCAAGGAUGAUGCCUAUAAACAGUUCAUGGAGGAAAUGCAGACGUUGUUGUAGUUUUUAGUUGUAAUGAAAAAUUACAGGUUCCUGUAAUGCGGAUUUUUUAAACCUUGAUUCAUGCACAAUUGUUAGAGCAACACCUAUAAACAGUUUAAGGUGCAAGUGAAGGCAAAGUUAAUUAACAAAAUUACAGGUUUUUGUAAUUCGGAUUUGCACUCAGUCCUUGAUUUUUGCGUAAUCCUUUACAAAAUAGGGAUCCAGAGCCACUUAUAAAGUAAAAUGUUUAUAAACAGUGUGGAAGAAAUGCGUGGUUUUGAAUUGUAAUAAUUUUAGAAAAUUGCAGGUUCCUGUAAUGCGGAUUUUCACUCAAAUCUUGAUUUUUGCAUAAGUACGGAUCCAAAGCCAGUUUACAAAGGAUAAUAACAUGCAUAGUUUUUAAUUAUAAGAAUUUUAACAAAUUACAGAUUCCUGUAAUGGGGAUUUUAAUCGCAAUUUAAUAAAGUCGCAUUGUAUAUCUUAUAUUUGGCAAAUGGAUAAUACAAACAACGGUACCUA